AAGACAUUUUUCUGUGGUAGUGCUUCUUUGGGUUUUGACUGCAGAAUGUCUGUCCAUCUUCUGUUAGUGUUGAUUGUGGCAGUUGCUGCUGCUGCCCAGUUAACUGAAGGGGAUGCUGCAGUGUUUUUGGACGAAUUUGACAAGAACGCUACCCAUCUGACGUACCUGAACUCACUGGCAUCAUGGGAAUACAAUACUAACAUUACUGAGGAAAAUGCAAAAAAGAUGAAUGAAAUGGGAGUUCAGUGGUCAGAAUUCUACACCCGAGUAUCAGAAGAAUCCAGCAAGUUUAAUAUAGAGCAAAUGGCAGACAAAAAAAUUAUUUUGCAGCUACAACUACUUCAAGACAAAGGAUCAGGAGUCUUACCAAAAGAUAAAUUUGACCAUUUGAAUAAAGUCCUAAGUGAGAUGAGCACCAUCUACAGCACUGGGACCGUGUGCAAGGUUGAUGACCCUUUCGAUUGUGAAACUUUAGAACCAGGUCUUGAGCACACUAUGGCUACAAGCACUGAUUACUACGAGCGGCUGCAUGCCUGGGAGGGCUGGAGGGUUGCAGUGGGGAAGAAAAUGAGACCACUCUACGAAGACUAUGUGGACUUGAAAAACGAAGCGGCAAAACUCAACAACUACAAAGAUUAUGGGGACUAUUGGAGAGGAAACUAUGAAGCUACAGAUGAUGCAGUUUACGCUUACACUCGAGACCAGCUUAUGGAAGAUGUCCGACGCUUAUAUCGGGAGAUAAUGCCUUUGUAUAAAGAGCUCCAUGCUUAUGUGAGAGAUAAACUACGUGAAGUAUAUCCAGGACACAUCAGCCCAAAUGGUGGUCUUCCAGCUCAUUUACUGGGUGAUAUGUGGGGCCGAUUUUGGACAAACCUAUACCCUUUAUCAAUCCCCUAUAAAAACAAAGAGGAUAUUGAUGUGACAUCUGCCAUGGUCAAUCAGGGCUGGACGGUGCUGAGAAUGUUUAGAGAAGCAGAAAAAUUCUUUAUGUCUGUUGGCCUGUAUAAAAUGUAUGACAAUUUCUGGAAUGAGUCCAUGCUGGAGAAACCUGAUGAUGGGAGGAAGGUGGUGUGCCACCCAACGGCCUGGGACAUGGGCAAUGGAAAGGACUUCAGAAUCAAAAUGUGCAGUAAGGUGAACAUGGAUGACUUCCUGACAGUUCACCAUGAGAUGGGACACAACCAGUACCAGAUGGCAUAUUCCAAUUUAUCCUACCUGCUUAGGGAUGGUGCCAAUGAGGGCUUCCACGAGGCUGUAGGAGAGAUCAUGUCUCUGUCUGCUGCCACCCCAAGCCACCUGCAAGCCCUGGGCCUUCUGCAACCAGACUUUAAAGAAGACAAUGAGACAAACAUAAACUUCCUGCUGAAACAAGCCCUGACGAUUGUGGCUACGCUGCCUUUCACUUACAUGCUGGAGGAGUGGAGGUGGCAGGUUUUCCAAGGCCAGAUCCCGAAGAACGAGUGGAUGAAAAGAUGGUGGGAAAUGAAGAGAGACCUAAUUGGUGUGGUCGAGCCUGUGCCCCGAGAUGAAUCCUACUGUGACCCUCCUGCUCUGUUCCACGUGUCGAACGACUACUCCUUCAUCAGGUACUUCACAAGAACCAUUUACCAGUUCCAGUUCCAGAAAGCUCUGUGUGAUGCAAAAGGACACACUGGACCUUUAUAUAAGUGUGACAUAACCAACUCCACAGAGGCAGGUGCAAAACUGAAGGCAAUGCUUGAGUUAGGAAGAUCAGAGUCAUGGACUAGAGCCCUGGAGAAAGUGGCUCAAACAAACAAGAUGGAUUCCAAACCUCUGCUGGAGUACUUUGAUGAACUAUACAGAUGGUUACAAAAUCAGAAUCAAGAGAACAACAGGAAUAUUGGCUGGGACAAAGCAUGGGACCCAUAUUCAGAGAAUGCAAUAAAAGUUAGAAUCAGCCUGAAGACAGCAUUGGGUGAUGAAGCAUACUCGUGGAAUGAAAAUGAAAUGUAUCUCUUCAAAGCAACAAUGGCUUUUGCCAUGCGUCAGUAUUACCUGCAAAAGGGGCAGGCACUCAACUUUGUGUUGGAAAAUGUCUACACAUACAACGAAAAGCCAAGAGUCUCCUUCUACUUUAUUGUCACUGCUCCUGACAAUAAUUCAACAAUAAUUCCCAAAGGAGAUGUGGAGGCGGCAGUGCGGCUGUCCAGGAACCGCAUCAAUAGUGUGUUUCUACUAGAUGACAAAACUCUAGAGUUUGAGGGUCUCCCAGCAACAUUAACACCACCUCAAGAGCAGCCUGUGACUGUGUGGCUUGUUGUGUUUGGGGUGAUCAUGGGUGUGGUUGUGGCUGCUGCAGCAUACCUGAUUAUAUCUGGAUUCCUGAACAGGAAGAGAAAUUCGAAGAUCCACAAAGAAAGAGAGGCACCAGAAAACCCCUACGGAAGUGUCAAUCAGACCAAUGGAGUGACAAAUGUAGCGUAUUCUGACGAAGAUAAUCACACGGGAUUGUAAAUCUCUACCUUUUCAAGAUCAACAGAUUGCAGAGUAGCUGAAUACAGCAAUUCCACCUACUGUACAAAGCAGUUUAACACAAGUUUUUAAUAUCAAAGUACAGUAUGUACAGGUAGUUCAGGCAAAUGGGUAUACAGUACAAGCGUUAUAGAAAAAAACAUUGAUUUUAAAAUGAAUGAAAGCCAUACUUAACUUAUAACAUCUAAAGAAUUCAAUAAACAGCAUAUAGUCGUAAA
Messenger RNA from Lepisosteus oculatus (spotted gar), 2711 nucleotides. It is a transcript of the gene ace2, whose product is annotated as angiotensin I converting enzyme 2. Gene Ontology annotation, biological process: proteolysis. Gene Ontology annotation, cellular component: plasma membrane. NCBI's taxonomy places the organism in Eukaryota, Metazoa, Chordata, Actinopteri, Semionotiformes, Lepisosteidae. The record is from RefSeq and is a predicted model, not a curated record. Gene Ontology annotation, molecular function: metallopeptidase activity; peptidyl-dipeptidase activity.